Messenger RNA from Aphidius gifuensis, 1711 nucleotides. It is a transcript of the gene Rab2, whose product is annotated as ras-related protein Rab-2. Gene Ontology annotation, molecular function: GTP binding; GTPase activity. The transcript is spliced from 4 exons. Lineage: Eukaryota; Metazoa; Arthropoda; Insecta; Hymenoptera; Braconidae. Gene Ontology annotation, cellular component: Golgi apparatus. The record is from RefSeq and is a predicted model, not a curated record. Bases 136 to 780 code for a protein of 214 amino acids.
GAGAGAAAGAGAGAAAAAAAAGAGAAAAAAAAAAUACACACACAGCAGCAAACAAAAAGAAAAAACAUACGGAUUAAUUUUGUGCGUGUUAUAAAUUUCUCCUAGAAAAUAAUUGUUAUUAAAUUGACAUCUAAAAUGUCGUAUGCAUAUUUAUUCAAGUACAUAAUCAUUGGUGAUACUGGAGUUGGUAAAUCAUGCCUUCUUUUACAAUUUACUGAUAAAAGAUUUCAGCCAGUUCAUGAUUUAACAAUUGGUGUUGAAUUUGGAGCACGAAUGAUAACAAUUGAUGGAAAACAAAUAAAAUUACAAAUUUGGGAUACAGCAGGACAAGAAGCAUUUCGUUCAAUAACAAGAUCAUAUUAUCGUGGUGCUGCUGGUGCAUUACUUGUUUAUGAUAUAACACGCAGAGAAACAUUUAAUCAUUUAACAACAUGGCUAGAAGAUGCUAGACAACAUUCAAAUUCAAAUAUGGUUAUUAUGUUGAUUGGUAAUAAGAGUGAUUUAGAUGCAAGAAGAGAAGUUAAACGUGAAGAAGGUGAAGCAUUUGCACGUGAACAUGGUUUGGUUUUUAUGGAAACAAGUGCUAAAACAGCAGCAAAUGUUGAAGAAGCAUUUAUCAAUACAGCCAAAGAAAUAUAUGAAAAAAUUCAAGAAGGAGUUUUUGAUAUAAAUAAUGAGGCUAAUGGCAUUAAAAUUGGACCACAACAUUCACCAACAAGUACUGGAGGUCUUGCUGGUGCUGGUGGCCAAGGUGCUGCUGGUGGUGGUGGUUGCUGCUAGGGUCUAGUCUUGGCCUGUCCAUGGAUUCAUCCUACAACAAUUUGAUCAUAAUUAUUUCAUUUAUUCCUGCUCGAAAUAAUUAGUUUAAUUUUAUUUAAAUAUUUGUGUUUUCAACUUUUUACAUGAAAAAAAAAAAAGACAAAACCAACACUUAGUUGUUUAAAAAACAAACUUAUAAAUGAAUAAUUUAAAAAAAAAAAUAUCUUGUUUAGUUUUCAAAAUAGUGGGUGUUUCAUUUUUUUUUAAUUAUAUUAAAAUUUAAUUAUUAUCAGUCAAUUUUUAUCUAUCAAUUCAAAUGUAAACUGUACAACAAAAAAUUAUAUUUUAAGUUUCUUUUUUUUUGUAUAUACUUGUUCUAAAACAAAAGAAUAAUUUUCUUUUUUUUUUUUACAUAGAAAAAGAGUACAAUUAAUUUUACUUUCUCUCUAUCAGAUAUAUUAUUAUUUUUUUUUUUUUAAUUAUAAUAUGACUAUGUUUAAUAACAAUGCAAAUAGAAAUAUUUAUAAAUAAUUUUUUCUUUUUUUACAACGCAUUUCAAUGUGAUCAAUAAUGUGUGAUGAUAAUUAUUAUUUAAAAUAUAUAAUAACCAAAAAUAAAAUAAAACAUCUAUAAAAACAAAAAUAAAAAAUUAUAAUAAUUGUUAAUAUUAAUGAUAAUCGAGCAGGAAUAAUUUGAGCUAUCCAACAAAAUGUAAAAUUUUGUGUUUAUUAAUGUGUACCUUAAUGAUGGAUAUGACUUAAAAAACAAAAUUUAAUUUCCAUUUUCUUUUUUUUUUUUUAAAUUAGUUUAAUUAAAAAAUUUAUAAUCAUAUUAAAUAAAAAAUGCCUAAAAAACAUUUUCAUCUUUUUUUCAAUUAAAAUUUGUGGUAUCUUCGCUGAAAGAAAGAUGAAUAAUAUUAUUUCAAAAAAAAUUAACAUGUGUGCCAAAACAA